GUAGGAAAAAACAAAUCAAAGGUAAUCAUUAUAUAUAUGUUUCUUCCUCCUCCUCCUCCCCCACCCUACCUCCAGUCUUCUCCAAUGUACUGUGUUCCAAAGGUGAUGCUCUAGAAAAAUCAAGUUUAUGAAGCAGGAAGUCAUUAUGUGACUAACAUAUUUUCAUCAGAUUUCCUCUGAUUUGCCCUGAAGUGCAUGUGAGAAUGAUGUGCACUGCCAAGAAAUGUGGAAUUAGGUUCCAGCCUCCAGCUAUUAUUUUAAUCUAUGAGAAUGAAAUGAAGGGAAAACAUCGCCAACGCAUCAUGCCAGUCCGAAACUUUUCAAAGUUUUCAGAUUGCAGCAGAGCUGCUGAACAAUUAAAGAAUAAUCCGCGACACAAGAGUUACCUGGAACAAGUGUCCCUGAGGCAGCUAGAGAAGUUAUUCAGUUUUUUACGAGGUUACUUGUUGGGGCAGAGUUUGGCAGAAACAAUGGAACAAAUUCAACGGGAAACAACAAUUGAUCCUGAGGAAGACCUGAACAAACUAGAUGAUAAGGAGCUUGCUAAGAGAAAGAGCAUCAUGGAUGAACUUUUUGAGAAGAAUCAGAAGAAGAAGGAUGAUCCAGAUUUCAUUUAUGACAUUGAAGUUGAAUUCCCACAGGAUGAACAGUUGCAGUCUUGCGGCUGGGACACAGAGUCAGCUGACGAGUUCUGAUACCAAAAACUCAAAAGAAUUAAUUGAGCUAGCAGAAACUGCAUGUUUAUACAAAGGAUGUAUAAACAUGGUUCUAGAAAAAUCUGUAAAGAACACUAAGUGUACAUGUUGGGUCAAGUUUGGAUUGACCAUGUCACUUUUCAAAACCAGGACAUGUAUCUACUGUGUAGAUUCAUGAGGAAUAUAUAAAAACCAGAAUAUAGGAAUCUGCCUUUAAGGAGCUCACAAUCUAAUUGGAAGAUAACUCAGAAACUUGUGAAAAACUAAUUAACAGAAUUAGGCAACAAAAAGAUUAGAGUCAGAUGCUUGGUAAAAGUUAAAGGGGGUCAGAGCCUAGAUGAUGUUAGGGUUAGAAUAGUCAGGGAAGACUGAGUCCUUUAGUAGAGAGAUGGGACUUUGCCUGGUCCUCGAAAUGGUAGUGUUUGGAUAGAAGUUUAUAAAAUUCCAGAUGAGAGAAGCUGGGAGAAAAAGGGGGCUUUGGGGAGGGUAGUGGUAAAGAGAUAGGGACUAGAACAUUUUAUUUGAGGAACAGUAAGCAAAUUAUAGUUUGGUAAGAUUGGAGGGUAUUUAUUGUUACCAGGGAAUUACCCUGUGUGCAUUAUGUUUUUAUAUGUAUUGGACUCUGGAGUAGGAGACCAGCCCUGCAGAAUGCCCUGCUGCUGCAAGGGGGUGUCAUC
Lontra canadensis (Northern American river otter) is the source of this 1372-nucleotide messenger RNA. It is a transcript of the gene CEP19, whose product is annotated as centrosomal protein 19. The transcript has 3 exons. Gene Ontology annotation, biological process: trans-Golgi to periciliary membrane compartment transport; microtubule anchoring at centrosome. NCBI's taxonomy places the organism in Eukaryota, Metazoa, Chordata, Mammalia, Carnivora, Mustelidae. Gene Ontology annotation, cellular component: spindle pole; centriole; centrosome. The coding region runs from base 204 to 695 and encodes 163 amino acids. The record is from RefSeq and is a predicted model, not a curated record.